UUUGGCCACAACUGGAUUUGCGAUGUCAGGCACAACUUUCCUAACGCCUUUCCUCGUCUUGGCGGUGCCUCUUGGAGCUACGAUACUCCUGGCCAUCGUCACUGCGCUGCUUCCCGGCCGCCAACUCAACUACCGCGGGAAGCAUGUCCUCGUGACAGGUGGCAGCGAAGGCCUUGGUCGUGUAAUUGCGCUUCAACUGGUCGCUGCGGGUGCUGACGUUACGAUCGUGGCCCGUCGGGCCGAAGUCUUGCAAAAGGUUGUCGACGAAGCGAGCAUGUCAAACUCUCCUUCGCACGGUCGCAUCUUUUUCCAAACCGCCGACGUGACGAAUGCCGACGCCAUUGCAAAGGCCGUCGCUCAAGCCGUGGCCACGGUGGGUCCCGUGGAUAUUCUCAUUCCUUGCGCCGGCAAAGCCACGAUGGGCUACAGCCACAAGCACACAGUGGAAGAUCACCGCAGAGCGAUGGACCUCAACUUCUUUGGCACGUUGAACACCGUGAACGCCGUGCUGCCGACCAUGCGCCAGCGCCAACAAGGCCGCAUCUGCUUUGUGACCACUGGGUGCGCCAUGACCAGUUAUGUCGGGUACUCUGCCUACUCGCCCAGCAAGUACGCGGUCCGUGGGCUCGCCGACAGCUUGCGCAACGAACUGAGUUCGUCUGGCAUUUCGAUUCACAUUGCAUUUCCUGGGGGCAUGGAUACCCCUGGAUAUGCAGAGGAACAGCGCACCAAGCCCGCCGAGUGCAAAGCCAUCGAGGCGUCGGACACGUUGUACAAGCCCGAAGUGGUGGCGAAGUCGAUCUUGAGCGACUUGAAGCUGGGCGUGUACAACAUUUACUGCGGGGAUUUUGGGAUCAACUUGCUGGGCGUACUUGGGGCGGGGAUGUCCCCCCGCAAGAACCCUGCGCUGGACGUGCUGGUAUUUCCCAUUGCGUCGAUUGCAGCCUGGUUUGUCCGUGGAGAUUGGGACAAACAUGUCAAGGUUGGCCAUGACAAGAAGCACCAACAGUAACAAACUCAACCAUGAUAACUUCAAAUGGCCUUCAUGUCGUAAUAUUAGUGUCCUUAUUAGAAGUCUA
This is a messenger RNA of Aphanomyces astaci, 1079 nucleotides long. RefSeq lists its product as hypothetical. Gene Ontology annotation, biological process: sphingolipid biosynthetic process. Gene Ontology annotation, molecular function: 3-dehydrosphinganine reductase activity. NCBI's taxonomy places the organism in Eukaryota, Oomycota, Saprolegniomycetes, Saprolegniales, Verrucalvaceae. The transcript has a single exon. Gene Ontology annotation, cellular component: endoplasmic reticulum membrane. The record is from RefSeq and is a predicted model, not a curated record. Bases 23 to 1012 code for a protein of 329 amino acids.